This is a messenger RNA of Medioppia subpectinata, 717 nucleotides long. NCBI's taxonomy places the organism in Eukaryota, Metazoa, Arthropoda, Arachnida, Sarcoptiformes, Oppiidae. The record is from the annotation of a GenBank genome assembly.
UCAGUUCCACUCUAUGAUGACGUCGGGCUGACUCCGGAGUCAUCGCCUGAGCUAACGAAGAGGUCGUGGUUCGGGAGUCUUAUGGGCACAGAGAGGGACGAAACUCAUGUCAUUUUGAUCAAAGACCGACAAUUGUCUGCCAUUAAAGCAGAUCUAAUCCACGCAUUCCUUUCUAUAUCAGACUUAAGUCAUUCGGUUUUGUCGCCGAUGUCUUUUCGGGUAGAGUUCAAGAGACCGGGCGGUACAGCCAUGUUUCAGAGGAAUGUCCGCUUCCAUGUGGACAUCACUUGUGCCACACCUCCGGCCGACACCACCAAUGGAUCGCUCGACAAGCCUACAGACAAACCCACUAUUUAUUGCAUUACAUUCACAUUGAUUUCGGGUCCGUUGCGUCGAUUCAAGCGUAUCUGCGAUCACAUUCAGGCACAGGUGUUGGGCAGUCGGAGGGCUGGCGGUCAGCACUCGCCGCGAAUGGGUCGGCGGCCGACCCGCGAGUUAAGUGACACGAGUUCUUGCGGUUCGUGCGGUUCGGACAGCCUAUCGCCGACACCGACACGACUGCACGUCAGCGAAGACACCGUGAGUUUGGCGGCGGCUGUGGUCAAUACGAGCACAACUAACCUGACGGGUGCGCUGUCCCGGUGUAAGUCAGAUCAGGACGCGGCCAAAGACAUCUUCGAGAGAGAGGCCAAACUGAUGAAUGAGAGACGACAAGAG